AUGGUAUUAUGUGCUUAUAUAAAAUUAUUUAGAGUUCCAUUUCAUAAUUUUAUACGGUCAGAACAAUGGUUGAAUGUAAUUGGCAUCAACGAAACUAGUAAUAAAAAUUACUUUGUUUGCGAAAAACAUUUUAAAAGUUGUGAUUUUGAUCACAACGGAAUUAAUGUUAAUGUAAGGAAAUUGAAAUUGUCUGCUGUGCCCAGUUUGUUUUUGCCGGUAAUUGAAGUAGUAAAUGAAGAACAUGAGCAUAAUAAUAUGGAAUUAACAUUUGAUGUUGAGGAAAUCAAAUUGAAUAAUGAUGGUAUCAGUGAUGAAAGUUUGGCAUUGGAUAGAAAUGAAAUAAAUAACAGUAUUUGUAAUGAAAAUUUACCAAUAACUCCAAAAAUUUUAUUUCCUCAACCUUUGGUUAGAAAUCCAGAAACCUCUUGUGUUUAUUGUAGUAAAAGACAUGAUAUUUUGAGAGCCAAAGAAUAUUAUACUAAAAAACUAGCUGAAAUAAAAGAAAAAGAAAGUAAGCUACCUUUGUCUUGUCCUUGUGAAAAUAAUAAAAACCCCAACUCAAAUAAACAAUUGAUGACACUGUCGGAUACAUGUAAUGAAAAUUUUUCUACAUUAACUCCAAAGUCACUAGCAAGACGUGCGUUUAUUCUUGACCAUUCAUAUAUAUCAUCUCUUUCAAAGUUGAUUAAACACAAAAUUAAAAACUCCAAAAAUAUAAAAAUUAGUCAAACUAAGUCAAGGAGAAUGGUACAAAAGUGUAGACGUCAAAUAAAAGUGAUUAAAAAAAUUAAAUUGUUAUUAAGUAAUCUAAAAAGGAAAUGUGGUGUUCAAGAAAAAUUAACAUCCUAUCAUGAACAUACAUUCCCAACAGCAAUGUCAGAGAUAUUUAACAGAUAUAAAAAGGGGGAGAGAAAAUGUUAUUCGCCAUCAUUAAGAGCUUUUGCUCUAACUUUAAAUUUUUACUCAUCCAAAGCGUAUAAUUUUGUCAGAGAACAAUUUGGUUUAAGCAUUCCUCAUGCAGCAACUCUAAGAUCACGGUACCACGAAAUUAAAGUAGAAGAAGGAUUCACAGAACAAUCAUUUACUGCUCUCAAAUAUAAAUCUCUAGAGUAUAGAUAG
Aphis gossypii (cotton aphid) is the source of this 1119-nucleotide messenger RNA. RefSeq lists its product as uncharacterized. The transcript has 5 exons. Lineage: Eukaryota; Metazoa; Arthropoda; Insecta; Hemiptera; Aphididae. Bases 1 to 1119 code for a protein of 372 amino acids. The record is from RefSeq and is a predicted model, not a curated record.